Molecule: messenger RNA, 534 nt
Organism: Trematomus bernacchii (emerald rockcod)
Lineage: Eukaryota; Metazoa; Chordata; Actinopteri; Perciformes; Nototheniidae
Product: keratin-associated protein 4-8-like
Exons: 2
Coding region: 1-534 (177 amino acids)
Source: RefSeq, a predicted model, not a curated record
AUGGCUACUUACCAGAGUGUACAUGGAAGCUCCAUCAGCGCCAGCCUCACCUGCUGCCCCAUCAGCGCCAGCCUCACCUGCUGCCCCAUCAGCGCCAGCCUCACCUGCAGCCCCAUCAGUGCCAGCCUCACCUGCUACCCCAUCAGCUCCAUCAGCACCAGCCUCACCUGCUGCCCCAUCAGCUCCAUCAGCGCCAGCCCCACCUGCUGCCCCAUCGGCUCCAUCAGUGCCAGCCUCACCUGCUACCCCAUCAGCUCCAUCAGCGCAAGCCUCACCUGCUACCCCAUCAGCUCCAUCAGCGCAAGCCUCACCUGCUACCCCAUCAGCUCCAGCCUCACCUACUACCCCAUCAGCGCCAGCCUCACCGGCUCCAUCAGUGCCAGCCUCACCGGCUCCAUCAGUGCCAGCCUCACCUGCUGCCUCAUCGGCCCUAUCAGCGCCAGCCUCACCUGCUACUCCAUCAGCGCAAGCCUCACCUGCUGCCCCAUCAGUGCCAACCUCACCUGCUCCAAUAAAUACUCUCACUCUAACUGA